Molecule: messenger RNA, 606 nt
Organism: Aspergillus tanneri
Lineage: Eukaryota; Fungi; Ascomycota; Eurotiomycetes; Eurotiales; Aspergillaceae
Exons: 3
Coding region: 1-606 (201 amino acids)
Molecular function (GO): peroxiredoxin activity
Source: RefSeq, a predicted model, not a curated record
AUGAAAGAUGACCGCGAUGCCCUCGUUCGCCAUGCCCUCAAACUUCGCACCUCGUUUCGGGUGGAGAAGGCCAAUUCCGAGAAGCCUGGUGCGAAUUCAGACGUACGAACCCCUGCAUACCCGCAGUCCCGAUACCCACGACAAUUGGAGACCUUCGUUGCCCAACUAAACCAUGUACGGGAGACUGGCGUACCACGCAAACCAGGCCGGUCUGCUAAAUCUCAAAACUCUAUCUAUCAAAAGGGUCUUCGCACCCGCAGGGCGGUUCUCGGUGAUGAACAUGUUGAUCGUACCUUAGCCAAUAGCUCGAGUGCCUUCUCCAGUCCAAUGCAAGAGAUGGUGACUGAGUGGGCCUGGGGAAAUCUCUGUAACCGACCAGGACUAACCCGUAAGGAGAGCACCCUAUUAGAUAUAGGGCUAUUAAUGGCACUGAACCGCACACCGGAGCUAGCGGUACAUAUCAGAGGGGCCAUGAACAAUGGACUAAGUGAAUUGGAGAUUAGAGAGGCUACCUUGCAUUCAACGAUCUUCUGCGGUGCGCCGGCGGGUAUCGAGGCAACCAGGGCGGCAGAAACGGUGUUGCAGGAGAUGGCAGAGAAGGGAUAA